Molecule: messenger RNA, 818 nt
Organism: Emericellopsis atlantica
Lineage: Eukaryota; Fungi; Ascomycota; Sordariomycetes; Hypocreales; Bionectriaceae
Exons: 1
Coding region: 119-484 (121 amino acids)
Source: RefSeq, a predicted model, not a curated record
CAGCCCCGCACUCGACUGCAUCAGUGGACUGUUGUUUGUUCACGCAGCAUAAUACUGAAUCGAAUUUAUUCGAAUCAAAGAAAUUCAUUACGCUUUCAAUUGCCCGGAUUCAAAGAUAAUGGGACUACUAUCCAAAUCGGAGAACAAGAAUCCAGCUGGCAGCGGCACCCAAGAGGAGAAAAAGAGCUGGUAUGCGCGAUACCACGACAAGAAGCGAGGAAAGCCAAUCGAUGAUGAGGAACUGCAAAAGCAUCUAGGUAUGAAUAAGGAGGAGCUCAAAAUAUGGGCACGAGAUCGGCCGGGCGUGGGAAAGAAUCAACUGGCCGGCAGUGCUGGAAAGGGGAGCAUGUCUGGCCUCGGUGGUAUGGCCAUGGCUGAUGGGCUUGGUGGAUGGGGUCCUGAGGCCGAACCAAAGGAAGAUAAUAGAGGGCUGAAGUUCCCGCCUGCAAAGACUGGGAACAAGCACAAUGGGACUGAUGAAUGAUGGGCGCGAUACUGAGGCGCGAGUUGAAGUAGAACGGUUCGGAUUCCGACAAACAGCGACAGCCGACGUGGCCUAUGCUGUGUGGGCCACCUGGCGCAUUCAAAACUACAAAACGCUACUGCUGUGUGCAAGAGCCAAAAUUCGACCAUGAGCAUGUCAAUGAGUAGCCACAUGGAACCGUGGCCGUUUCGCCUGUUGGGACUAGGAGGGAGCACCUUGGCUGACGCAAAGUCAAUAAGCCGAUUGGCAAUAUGCAUCGAUCAAAGGCACUUUAUAGAGCACUUUAUACUGCCUAGAAUAGGCUAUACUUCUAAUAACAUACCUUUUGUACAUA